UUUGUUCGUGCUUUGUACGGAGGAAACAGAUGUACAUACGUAGCUGUGGCGCCGCUACCCAUGUGAACACAGCGACAGACGCACAACGGCCAUCUAUGGUCGAUCGUAUUCCUGAAAAUAUUCCAUCAACACAGAAACGGUUCUGCCACUCUUUCACUAGCAGCCUUGACAAUAUUCCAGUCACAAACAAAAAUGCACAGUCCAACAAUGUCCUGACAAGGUUUCUUUCCCCGGAGUCAACCCCGCUUAUCGGUUGCCCACCAUCGAAAGAGGCAUAGAAGAAUCUAUUUUACCGUUCCAUUUCCCCGUCUCAAUCCCUCCAUCCUUUGC
Molecule: messenger RNA, 330 nt
Organism: Fusarium redolens
Lineage: Eukaryota; Fungi; Ascomycota; Sordariomycetes; Hypocreales; Nectriaceae
Exons: 1
Coding region: 30-278 (82 amino acids)
Source: RefSeq, a predicted model, not a curated record